Cladophialophora immunda is the source of this 2033-nucleotide messenger RNA. RefSeq lists its product as uncharacterized. Lineage: Eukaryota; Fungi; Ascomycota; Eurotiomycetes; Chaetothyriales; Herpotrichiellaceae. Gene Ontology annotation, molecular function: transmembrane transporter activity. The coding region runs from base 99 to 1880 and encodes 593 amino acids. Gene Ontology annotation, biological process: transmembrane transport. The record is from RefSeq and is a predicted model, not a curated record. Gene Ontology annotation, cellular component: membrane. The transcript has 2 exons.
CUCCGUUGCGUGCGGUUGUGUCGUUGUGCUUUUCCCAAGUUUAUUUUCGUCGUCCAUGCCACACGGGCUGGCUGUCCAGGAGCAUUGAUCCAGACACCAUGGCACGGACCAAGGAAGACACCACCGACGCCACCACCCUUGCGCUGUUGGGGAAAAAGCAAGUCCUCAAGCGGCGAUUCGGCUUCUGGUCGCUCUUUGGGUUCGCCGUGUGCGAACUGAUCACCUGGGAGACGGUGCUCGCGCUUUUCAGCCAGGGAUUCGACAAUGGAGGGCCCGCGGGACUGGUCUACGGGUUCAUCAUCGCGUGGUCCAGCACGCUGUCGGUCUACACGGUCAUCUCGGAGCUGGCGUCCAUGGCCCCGAUCGCGGGAGGCCAGUACUACUGGGUCUACAUGCUCGCGCCGCCGCGGUGGAAGGUGUUCAGCAGCUACAUCAUCGGGUGGCUGACCUCGCUGGCGUGGAUCGCCACGGUGGCGACCGAGACCAUCUUCGCGGGGACCAUGCUCCAGGGCAUCAUCAUCCUCGACUACAAGGACUACGACGCCCAGCGGUGGCACGGCACCCUGCUGGCCUGGCUGGUCAUGGCCGUCGCCGUCUUCAUCAACGUGGUCAUCCCCGGGGCGCUGCCCAAGUUCGAGAUCUUCAUCAUCGUCUUCCACAUCGCCGGCUUCGUCACCAUCCUCGGCGUGCUCUGGGCCUACGCGCCGCACAACUCGGCCCACUUCGUCUUCGCGACCGCGCUCAACGAGGGCGGCUGGCCCACCCAGGGCCUGUCGUACUGCGUCGGCUUCCUGGGGAACGUCGCCACCUUUGUCGGCGCGGACGCUUCCGUCCACAUGGCCGAGGAGGUCGAGCACGCGGGGCUGAACAUUCCGCGGGCCAUCAUUGCCAGCAUGUGCAUCAACGGGCUGGUGGGGUUCGUCAUGAUGCUGACGGUGCUGUUCUGCCUGGGCGACGUCGAUUCCGUCUUGGAGACGGCGACAGGGUAUCCAUUUAUCCAGAUUUUCUACAACAGCGUGAACUCGGUCGCCGGCGCCUCAGUCAUGACCGCCGUCGUGCUGGCGUUGACGUGGGCGUGCGCGACGGGCAUCACGACGACGGCGUCGCGUAUGACGUGGUCGUUUGCGCGCGACCGCGGCACGCCGUUCAGCAAGCCGCUCAGCUACGUGUCGCGGGUGCGCCGCAUCCCCGUGGUGGGCGUGGUCGUGGUGGUCGGGUUCGCGGCGCUGCUAACGCUCAUCUACAUCGGGUCGUACACGGCCUUCAACGACGUCAUCUCCCUCACCAUCACCGGCUUCUACUGCUCGUACUUCCUGCCCGCGGCGUUCCUGCUGUGGCACCGCGCCAAGGGCCACAUCAGCCCGCACAAGCAGGACACGCCGGGCCUGCCGAUCGGCGACGGCGACGACGGCGGGGUUCUGGAGGGCGGCGCCGCGUCCGAGCAGGAGGAGAAGAUUAGCGGAGGAGGAGGAGUCGUCGGUGGCGGCGGAGACUCCAAGGUCCUCGAAUCCGGCCUCGCGACCGGCGGCGUCGGCCCCGUGUACGGCGCCGACGACGACAACCCGGGCCCCGGCCGGCGGCCCUCGAUGGUCGCCCAGCCGCAGUUGCAAUGGGGCCCGUUCCACCUGCCCGAGCCGUUCGGCACGGUCAACAACCUGUACGCGUGCCUGUACAUGAUCUUCGUCAUCUUCUGGAGCGUCUGGCCCCCCGUCACCCCCGUCGACGCCUCGACCAUGAACUACAGCGUCGUCGUGACCAGCGGCGUCGUCAUCUUCAGCAUCGUCUGGUACUGGGUCAAGGGCCGCCACGAGUACCACGGCCCCACCAUCGACGACGAAGUCGCCAGCGUCAUGAGGCUGGGGAGCAUCGUCGCCGUUUGAUCCCUUUCCCCCUUGCCACUGCCACCGCCACUGCCGCUGAACAUCCCGCCGGCGCUGACCACAUGAUGAGCUCGCCAGAUCCUGUUCCCCAAAAAAGGCCGGGCGAAUGACGGGAUAGCUGCCCUUGUUCUCGGCUUCUGGAUUUAAAGAGCG